This is a messenger RNA of Cylicostephanus goldi, 618 nucleotides long. NCBI's taxonomy places the organism in Eukaryota, Metazoa, Nematoda, Chromadorea, Rhabditida, Strongylidae. The record is from the annotation of a GenBank genome assembly.
AUGACGGUCACAAAGGAUGCACAGGGUGCGAUUGAGCAGCCGGUUCAGUUGACCGACAGAAGACAUGAUACACCUAUACACUACUUGUCGCUCUGUUUGUCUCCUAUCUAUGGAAGCGAAAGAAAAUAUCUUGUGCUUGUCGAGUUAUUUGAGCACUUGAAACUGCAGGGUGUCGAAUAUUUCUACAUAUACGUCAGAGAAUUAGAUGAUUACUCGCAAAUGCUCCUCGAGGACUACAUUAGGGAGGGACAAGCCGAAGUUACAAGUUUGUCUAUCAGACACGAAUUCAUUUUCUGCCCUCAAAUAGUUGCUGCAACGGUACGGCCUAUCUCUUUGUACGGAGCUUUAAUGCAAGCGCGUAACGGAUACACAAGAAAUCAAGGUAUUUCAGGACUGCUUGCACAGGAGUCGUCACCAUUCUAGGAAAAAUUGCAAAAUGCACCAGACAAGGGAGCGUUACGUUUUACAUCAAGAUGGGUUCUUCGAACACCUCCGCCUCAAUCAGAUUACCAGGGAGAGGAGACGCUGAAGCAACAUUUGCCUAUGCUUGUUUUCCACAACAGUUCCGCAGUUCCUAACACAAGGAUUGUGCAGAAGUUAGUCUUGGACCCCAGGAGA